AUGGCAGAGCAUAACAUUGUGGUAUUUGCCGGCGACCAUUGUGGUCCCGAGUGUUCCAUCGACACCACAGGCACCCCGUUGACUGAUGAAGCUCUUAAUGCAGCCAACUCAGCCGACGCCGUUCUGCUUGGUGCAAUUGGUGGUCCUAAAUGGGGCACCGGUGCCGUUCGACCGGAGCAAGGCCUACUGAAGCUACGCAAGGAAAUGGGAACAUACGGAAACUUACGACCUUGCUUCUUCGCCUCUGAGGCUCUCGUCGAUUCGUCACCCCUCAAGGCUGAAAUAUGCCGAGGAACCGAUUUCGUUAUUGUCCGUGAGUUGACCGGUGGUAUCUAUUUUGGUGAUCGUAAAGAAGAUGAUGGAUCAGGCACUGCGUGGGAUUCGGAACCCUACUCACGUCCAGAAAUUGAGCGUGUGGCGCGUCUGGCCGGGUUCCUCGCCCGUGGCCGCGGAGACAAGACGGUCUGGUCUCUUGACAAGGCCAACGUACUGGCCACCAGCCGCCUGUGGCGGAAGGUCAUGACUGAAACCUUUGAGAGGGAGUUUCCCGAUCUCAAGGUUGAGCAUCAGCUGAUUGACAGUGCCGCUAUGAUUCUUAUCAAGAACCCCCGGGGCUUAAACGGGGUUGUUGUCACCAGCAAUCUCUUUGGUGAUAUCAUUAGUGACGAGGCUAGUGUCAUUCCCGGCAGCAUUGGACUUUUGCCCAGCGCAAGCUUGAGUGGUAUUCCAGACGGCAAGGGUAAAUGCAAUGGCAUCUACGAGCCUAUUCACGGUUCCGCCCCCGAUAUCUCUGGCAAAGGCAUUGUAAACCCUCUUGGUACCAUAUUGUCGGUUGCCAUGAUGCUGAGAUACUCGUUAAACUUACCCGAGGAAGCCAAGGCUGUCGAGACUGCUGUCAAGGCUGCCAUCGACGGAGGACUCAGGACGAAAGACAUGGGCGGUAACGCCGGCACCAAGGAAGUCGGUGAUGAGGUGGCUAAGCAACUAGCGGCCAUAUUGACCAGGCCGUAG
Messenger RNA from Metarhizium brunneum ARSEF 3297, 1011 nucleotides. The record is from RefSeq and is a predicted model, not a curated record. Lineage: Eukaryota; Fungi; Ascomycota; Sordariomycetes; Hypocreales; Clavicipitaceae.